AUGGCACGCGAUACUAAGGUAAUAGUGUAUAAUGAAAAAAAGAAAUCAACAAAUAAGCAAUAAUUGUAUAAGUAUAUUUUUUGUUUAUAUUUAAACAAAUAUACGUUUAUUCGUUUCAGCACAAUGAACCUGAUACAACAAAUGUGUUGCAUAGUUUGACGGCUGGUGCUAUUGCUGGUGCUCUGGCCAAAAGUACUAUCGCUCCAUUAGAUAGGACAAAAAUCAAUUUUCAAGUAAAUUUUGUAUAUUUGUAAAAAAAAAAAAAAAAAUUGAAUUUAUUUAUUUGUUUACUUUUGGCGUGCAUUAAAAAAUUUGACGUACAAGUAUAUAUAACAAAUAAUUUUAGAUAUCCCAUGAACCAUAUUCAGUAAGAGCUGCAUUUCAGUUUUUGGUAAAAACAUAUGCAAAUGAUGGGUUUAUUAUGCUAUGGCGAGGUAAUACAGCCACCAUGACAAGAAUUAUCCCGUAUGCAGCCAUACAGUUUACAGCAUUCGAACAAUGGGGAAAGCUGCUAAAAGUUAAUUCACCAAACACAGAGUAAUUACAAAUUAUAUUAAUAUAUAAAAUUAUUGAUCAGUGCCAAUAACAUAUUAAUAUUAAAUUGGACCUAUAAUAUGUAAAUAGCUUAUCUAUAUAUCCACUAAAUACUUCUAAACAUUCAAAUUUUAAAUAAUCAUAUAAUUACAUGACCAUAAGUUACUUUAAUUGUAAUUUAUCACCUGAACACACAUUUGCUGCAAUAAAAUUUAAUACAGUAUAUUUUGGAUUUUUAUUUGACCCAGGGAAACUGAAAUUCUAUUCUAUAGUACAUUCAGAUAUUAUAAACUUGAUGUUAUUUAUGUUAAGUAUUGUUUGAACCUUUAAUAAUAUUGGUAUAAAUCUAGUUUAAUGGCCCAAGCUCUUUUUGAUUUUUUUUUUUUCAAAAUGUGUUUUUGUGUGUACAUUAAGAAUGUAGAAAAAAAAGUUUAACAGACUUUGUUUGAAAGUUAUAAGGGAAAAUUAGUUAGGGUAUUAGGUUUUGUUUAUUUCUUAGUUAGAAUUUAACAUUUUCAAAUUUUUUUUUUUUAUAUUAAUAUUUUGAUAACAAAGUUUUUUUUAUUGAGGUUGGAAUGAGUUUAUCUGGCUUAGUUUUAGAGGUACAAAUGUUCAAAUGCGCUUUGUUUGACUGAACUCAUUCAGAUAACAAAUUGAGGGUUAUUUUCUAUUAAAAUUGUCUGAGUGACCACCUUAUAUCUCUAGUUUCACUUUUUUUUUCGCCUUAUCCUGUUACCUACCCGACAUGGUUUUCAACAACAUACCCAGGGUUAUUUACGAUUAAAAUUGUCCGAGUGAACGCAGCGAGUAAGUGACCAAAUUGUAUGACUUGAUCAGCUUAUAUUUAUAAACAAUUUAUGAUCAUAGAGGAAAUAUAUAAUGUGCUAGUAGUACUUUGUACAUAAACACAUUGUAUGCAAAAUUCAAAAUAAGACCAUAUUUGACUAAUAAUACUUAUUCUACUAUUUUACUUAAAUAUUCUGUGUACAUGAAAUAGUUUUUAUUUGGUACUUGUUUGUGAUAUGAACAGUUCAAAUCGAUUAAUUUCAAAAGUUUUAAUGGAUUUUCAAAAAAUCUUUAUUUUAGAAUUUAGGUGUCAUACAUCAUGUUUAAACAUAUUACAAACACAAAUAAAUAAUAGAUUUAUGAUGAUUAGAAUAAUAUGUUUAUAAUAUUAUUAAUGAAAAUGUAAAAAAACACACAUUUGUUAUAUUAUACAUUACUUAUUAUUAGAGAGCAAAUUUUUAGGUUUUUAAAAGUUUAAAAUAUAAUGCUCAUAUGCUCUAAAAAAAACCUUAAAAUAUUCUUUUAAUAUUCUUUAAACAUAUUAAGUAUAUUAAAAUUAUUUUUAUAUAGAAUAAUUUAUAGAAUUGUAUACAAGUUACAAUAUUUAUAUUUACCAUUAAUAUUGCACCUCAAAAAAUGUAAUUAACUUGUAUCAUUUUUUUGGUAAAUUAUUUAAACUCAGCUAUAUUUAAAAAAUAAUAUGCAAGCAUAACAUAAUAUUAUUGUUUGUUUUGGCAUUUAAAAAAAAUAAAAUAAAAUAUAACAAAAUUAAAAUGAAAAACUAAACUAAGUUUAUGGUUAAUUUGAAUUGUUGUUAUAAUUUUAAACAUUUGGUCACAUACUAUAACCAUAAUUCAUAGAUACUAAAUAUUAUCACCCACUAAAAUCUCUUUAUGAUUUUGUUAACAAUUUGAGAAAAAUAGUGAACAAAAUUACUAAUUCGAUUACAAACAAAAACCUGAAUGAUUUAUAUCAUUCUUAAAUCAAAUAAAUAAUUAUCAUUUUCCAUGUAGUGAAAACACCACAACUCAAGAAAUGAAUAAAUAUAUGAUUUUUUUAAUGAAAAAUAAUACAAUAUAUUCUAAAAUAUGAAAAAUAGGCUGAAUAUUCUCCUAUCUCCAAAAUAUGCUCAAAUAUGCAAUAUACAAUUUUGUCUACAAAGUCUGUAAUGUAUAAAUCGUUUACAUUUUUCAUUAUGCAUAAAGCUUAUUACUUUAUCAGAUAUAUGUAAAAACCACCCAACAAUACUUAUUAUAUAUUAUGUUACUUUAACAUGUACGAUGUAUUACAUAGUAUAUACAUUUUUAUCAACCUAUAGUGUUAAUCUAAAUUUUGUUUAUUUGAACAUUUUUAUUUUUCAAUACAAACUGCCUGAAUUAUUUGUAAUUAGUUUCUUAUAGUGUUUGAAUCAUGAUCAUGAGUUAUUAUAUAUUAGUAUAGUCAACCUAUGAUUUUUAUCUUAUCUAUUUCGCCAUAAAAAAAUAAUUUUAAUAGAUGCAUAGGUUUAAUGUUAUUUUUUUUUUUUUAUAGACAUAAAGCAGUUCUUAAGUUUCUUUCAGGAUCUUUGGCUGGGGUAACUUCGCAAACUUUAACUUAUCCAUUAGAUUUGGCAAGAGCAAGAAUGGCGGUUACUACCAAAAAUGAAUAUGGAUCAUUGGGAGAUGUACAGUAUUUAUCUAUUUUAUUAAAUUUACUAUUAUGAAAAUAGUUUAAUUGAUUAUUUAGUUUAAACAAGUUUAGAGUAAUUAAGUAAAAUAAACAAGGGGAAUAUGAUACAUACAAUUAUUAUUAUUUAUUUAGGUGUUUAGAAAGACCUAUCAAAUUGAAGGCAUAAAAGGCUUUUACCGAGGUUAUGUUCCAACAAUAUUGGGCAUUAUACCUUAUGCCGGUACCAGUUUUUUUACAUAUGGUACAUUAAAGAUAUUUAUUAAAGGUAAAUAUUUAUAAUAUUGAAAAUGAUGUUGAACAAAAUUAUUUUACUACAAUAAAACUGUUUCUAUUUCUUAUUGCAGAAAAACAUGGAUAUGACAAUGCAGUAGUGAAUUUGGCAUGUGGAGCAGUGGCAGGUAUGGCUGGUCAAUCAUCAUCUUAUCCUUUAGAUAUUAUUAGACGGAAGAUGCAAACAUCAAUAAUUACAGGACACAAUUACAAAAACCUUCGGACAACAUUUGUGAUGAUUUAUAAGUAAAGUAUUUUCAAAUCACAAUUAUUAAUUGUAAUUAAAUAAUUGUAGUAUUGUACAAUUUUAUAUUUAUUUUAGAACUGAAGGAAUUCAACAAGGUUUUUUCAAGGGUCUAAGUAUGAACUGGAUUAAAGGUCCAAUUGCCACUGGAAUAAGUUUUGCUACAUAUGAUUGUGUAAGGAAAUUUUUAAAGGACAUUUGA
This is a messenger RNA of Cinara cedri, 3704 nucleotides long. Lineage: Eukaryota; Metazoa; Arthropoda; Insecta; Hemiptera; Aphididae. The record is from the annotation of a GenBank genome assembly.